AUGAAAGGAGGGGUACACCCUGCGCUCCCGGGCUCCUCUAGCCCGUCCCUCCGGGUCUGCAGGGCCGCACCGGAGGGCCCCCCCCCCCCUCCAACCUCCCAGAGUCGGCGCCGCUGGGAGCAAGCAGCGGCCCCGGCGGCGCCGUACCUGUCGGCAGGAGCAGCUCGACUCCUCGUGCCGGGCCGCGGGCCGAGGCCGACGGAACCGCCGAGACCAGGUAUAGAGUCUGGCGGCGCCGCUCCGCCCACCAGCCUCCCGGGACGCGGUCCGGGACCCUCGAGCCUGCACAGCCGCUCGGGGCCCCAUCGGCGCCGCGGCCUCCCGGGCACCCCCGAGCUCCAGCUACCUGGGCGCCCCCCCCCCCCGCCCUCCGCCCCAACCGUGGACGGCCUCCACUUACCUUCAAUCGCCAUGAUGCGCUCGCCCUGGACCGCACCAAGUGCGCGGCCGGGGGCGGCGAGCGGGGCGCGCGGGCGGAGGACGCGCCGGGGCCGCCGGCGCGCGGGGCGGGGCGGGGCCGGGCCCGCAGGCGCGGGGCUGCGCGGCCGGGAGGGGCGAGGCGCGGGCGGGGCGAAGGAGGGGCCCGGGCGCCGCGGGCGCGCCGAGGAAAUGGACGCUUCCCGGGCCGCCCCGCCGCCGCCGCCGCCGCCGCCGCCGGCACGUGACGCGCCCCGCCGCCGCCCCGCCGCCCCCGCAGCGUCUAGCGCCGGGGUUCGGACCAGGAGCGGGGUACGGAGGGCCCCCGGGAGUCCCGCACCCGAGACCAGCCCCGGGGCCUCUCGGCCGCAGGAGCCCGGCGCCGAGACGUCCGCUCCCCGCUGGCGGGCGGCAGCUGGAGUCCACCGAGGGGCGCGCGAGGGCUGCUGUCAGCACCAUGGACAGGUCUCAGCUGUCCUCCGGCCUCCGGGAUCCCCAGCCACCCGGUGA
Molecule: messenger RNA, 927 nt
Organism: Rangifer tarandus platyrhynchus (Svalbard reindeer)
Lineage: Eukaryota; Metazoa; Chordata; Mammalia; Artiodactyla; Cervidae
Source: the annotation of a GenBank genome assembly